CGGGCCUCGGUCCGGGUCGCUGCCCAUCCAGAGGCACAGGGAGCAGCUGGUUGAAGCGGUUCGGGAGCAUCCGUUCCUCAUAGUGACCGGAGAGACGGGCAGUGGGAAAACCACGCAGUUCCCGCAGUAUCUGCACCGGGCAGGUGAGGCCGGAGCCGCAGGGCCCUCCAUGGUUACCCCGGGACAGGUCCCGUUGCCUCCACAGAUGCUGCUCGAACCGCUGAUUCCGGCGUUUGCUGACUACAAAUCGGGCGAGUCCACAAUUAUGUGUCCGGUGAUGACCAGAAGGGAAUAAUCUUGCACUGUCCAACCUGGCACCCUAAAUGUAAACGUCUGAGAGCUAUAACGAGUGGCUUUCCUACCUCAAAGUGUGCAGCUUCGUUCAAAGGAUGGUGAAUUGGCGAUACCUAACAUGGAAGAAAGGCAGCAAGAAAAUGCAAUUCUUCCCUCUCAGUCACCAAAAACACAAAAGGAUAAAUGAUCCAAACACAGCUAGCAAAAGGAUAGUUUUACAUCCAAAGUAGACUCGUUUUAAGAAGCAAGCCCAAGGAUUGCGGGCAGAUUGAAAUUCAGGAACCAUAGACCAAGAGGUUGAGCAAGAGGGUAAAAAUACACUGUGAGAGUAAACUACGAGGAACCUAAAAGCGGAUUGUAAAUGCUCGCAUUUAAAAUAAGACAGUUGUAGAUCCUCACAGUCACAAACAGAGAAUUUAUCAUGGUGGGGGAAUAAAGAAAUGGAAAACUAAUUAACCACAAACAAGAGAAAAUGUGCAGAUGCUGGAAAUCCACACACACACUAAAUGCUGGAGGAACUCAGCAGGUCAGGCGGCAUCUGUGGAAAAAAAGUACAGUCAACAUUUUGGGCUGACGUUGUAGUCGACUGUACUUUUUUUCCGUAGAUGUUGCCUGGCCUGCUGAGUUCCUCCUGCAUUUUAUGUGUGUUGCAAGUAAUUAACCAAAUCCUUCGUCUUUGUCUUCUUUGAAGGGAUCACAGAUAACUUCCUAGAAAUGCGAAAGGUCUCGGAUGAAACAAAAAUGAAAGAUCAUCAUUCUUGUGCCAUGUUGUAUGAUGUGGGUGAUCGUGGUCUCAACUGUGGCUGGUCUUGGCAAAUUUUCUACAGAAGUGGUUUUCUGGGCAGUGUCUGUACAAGAUGGGCGAUCCCAGCCAUGAUCAGAGAUUGUCUUUAGCAUCAGUGGUUCCAUAACCAGGGUACCAUCCACCACCUGGUCCCAUGGUUUCAUGUGACACUGAUUGGGGGACUAAGAUGCCACACCUUGCCCAGGAAUGACCUGCGGGCUAGCAGAGGGAAGCCUUUCACCUCCUUGGUGUUGAUGUAUCUCCACCCUACCACCAAAUUCAAGGAUAUUAGUAUCAUUUUAAAUAAAAGUGCUGCAGUAGCUGUUCUAAAUUUUCCAAUCACAUGGAAGAUAAAUAGUUUGGCCCAUCAACUCUGUGACAACUCUCAGAGCAUACACACUCUCCCUCUUAGUUUCCUUAACACAUUCUCCAUCGUACCUCUGGAUUCUCCUAUUGCUCAAUAUAUUAGGAAAACUAAAAGCAGCCUAUUAAUCUACAAGAUAGCCCAUCUUUGGAAUAUUAAUUUAUGAAGAAAUACACAGAUACACAGCCCUUCUGGCCUUCUGAGCUGUGCUGCCCAGCAACCCAUCAAUUUAACCCCUAGCGUAAUCACAGGACAAUCUACAAUGACUAAGCAACCUACUAACUGGUGUGUCCUUGGACUGUGGGAGAAAACCAGAGGAAACCCCUGUGCGUACGGGAGGAAUGUACAAACUGUCUUACGGAGGACGCUGGAAUUGGACUCUCAACACCCCAGACUGUAAUAGCGUCGUGCUAACCAGUAGACUGCCAUGUUGGAGGGAACCAGCAUAACCGGGACAGUGUGCGAACUGCAUGUAGUCAAGUCACAGGAGGACCAGAUUCAGCUAGGGUCUCCGGAACUGACUAGGACAGCAUGGGGUGAUUGGGGUGACGCAGCCCCGGCGAGUGGCUGCCAUUUCAGUGGCCCUGCGAGUGGCCGAGGAGAUAGGCUGCGACUUGGGCCGGAUGGUGGGCUACCAGGUGCGCUUCGAUGACUGCACCUCUGAGGACACUGUGAUCAAGUACAUGACUGACGGCUGCCUGCUACGGGAGAUCCUGCAGGACCCUGGUCUCAAUAAAUACAGCGUGAUCAUUCUGGAUGAAGCCCAUGAGAGGAGCCUCAGCACUGACAUUCUCUUUGGCUUGCUGAAAUCCCUGUCUGCCCAGGGCACAACGCCACCCAUACGCAAGGCUCCUCUGAAGGUCAUUGUGAUGUCAGCCACACUGGAGACAGAGAAGCUCUCGGAAUUCCUGCAUGGUUGUCCUGUAUACCAUGUGUCAGGCAGGGCUUAUCCUGUCAAGGAACUAUUCUGCAACCUGAUUGGACCAAAGGAUAAGCAUGGCACGGGACUUGUUAAAGAGGUUGUAAACGUCACUUUGGACAUACAUAUGAAUGAGUCAGAAGGAGACAUCCUGGUGUUUUUGACAGGACAGUCUGAGAUUGAACGGGCAUGUGACUUGCUUUUCAAGAAAGGAGAAUCAAUUGAUUACCAAUAUGAUGUGAGAGACAGAUCAGUCGAGGGUCUGCUCAUCCUACCCCUCUAUGGCUCUAUGUCAACAGAUCAACAAAAAAAGGUUUUCCUUCCUGCAGCACCUCACAUCAGGAAGUGCAUAGUUGCUACAAAUAUAGCAGCCACUUCUUUGACUAUCGACAGAAUAAGAUACGUUGUAGAUUGUGGCUUUGUGAAGCAGUUGAAUCACAAUCCCCUUGUUGGACUCGACAUUCUGGAGGUUGUUCCCAUUUCAAAGAGUGAGGCCAUGCAGCGGACUGGUCGAGCUGGGAGGACGUCUGCUGGAAAGUGUUAUCGGAUCUACAGCAAAGAAUUCUGGGAGAAGUGCAUGCCAGAUCACAUGGUCCCAGAGAUCCAGAGAGUUAGUCUAACAUCGGUGAUCCUUACCCUCAAGUGCCUUGGUGUCAACAAUGUCAUUGGGUUCUCAUACCUUGACAGGCCGGAGGAGAGACACAUCCUGGAGGCACUGAAACAGCUUUACCAGAAUGACGCUAUUGACAGGGCAGGUUGCGUGACCAAACUCGGGCGGCUGAUGGUGGAAUUUCCUCUCCCACCACCCGUGACAAGGGCUCUAAUUAAAGCAGCUGCACUGGAUUGUGAGCACCUUUUGCUUCCAGUGGCUGCGAUGCUCUCUGUGGAAAAUGUUUUCAUUCGACCAGGGAACCCAGACAAGCAGAAGGAAGCUGAGGUGAGGCACCAGCAGCUGGCCCAGGAGUCUGGUGGCAGCAACGAUUUCUUAACAUUACUCAACAUCUUCAAGACAUGCAAGGCAAGUGACUCCCCAUCUUCCUGGUGCCGAAAAUACUGGCUCCACUGGCGAGCGAUGAAGACUGCGUUUAGUGUGGAGACCCAGCUCCAGGAGAUAGUCAGGAAAAUGAAACAGAGAAAGGACUUUCCCUCAGAGACGUACAGUGGCUCCAAGAAUGAGCUGCUGAGGAGGUGUUUGUGUGUUGGAUAUUUCUCCAAUGUAGCCAGAAGGUCUGUCGGUAAAACCUUCCACACGAUGGAUGGUCAUGGAUCGGUUGUCCACAUCCACCCUUCCUCUGUCCUGUUUGAGCAGGAGAACCAACUUGAUUGGGUUAUUUUUCAUGAUGUCAUGGUCACAUCCAAGAUUUACAUGCGGACUUUGUGCCCAAUUCGUUACGAGUGGGUGAAGGAUCUGCUGCCCAAGCUGCACGAAGUGGAUGUGUACCAGCUGAGCAGUGUGGCGAGGGAUGAGGGGCCCAGCGAUGUGGCCCGACAGCAGCAGAGCAAAAGAACAUCAGAGGAAGCUCUGGAAGAAGCUCUGAAGAGGCUGGAAAAGAGGAACGACGAGAAGUCCAUAUCAGAUGCUCGGGCUCGAUACCUUCAGCGCAAGCUGGACAAGGCACAGAACUAGAUGGAGCAGUGAGGUUGGAGCAAGGCUGUCACCGUACAGGCACCCUGACCCCAAUCCUGGACUGGGAGGGGAUGGUGUGCAAGUUCAGACCGUUUUUCAGUCUUGGUAGAGAGGGGAUUACAUUUUCCACAGGGGCUAAAGACAAAUCUCUUGAAGCAUUGUGGAGUUGAGAAUAUGAAUACUUCGUAUGUGGUGGUGUUGGAGUUUGGGGGAGCGACUAUCAGACACUGGCACAGGAUUUACCUGUCAGUCUGAGGAUCCAAUUAUCCCCCACCAACCUGUCCCAAGGACUAGUAUUCACAAUCAUAUUCUUUUGUCAAUUCAUCACACUGUGAUUAUAUUGCCGUCACUAUGUCAGGGAGUACACAUGACAUGGAGGGUUAUGGUCUGGGUGCAGGUGAGUGGGACUAGGCAGAUGAAUAGUUUAGCAUGGACUAGAUGGGCCAAAGGGCCUUUUUCUGUGCUGUAAUGUUCUAUGACUCGGUUACUUCAGCAAAUAUUGACAGACCACACGCAAAUAUUGUAGCUCUUUUAUUAAGAAAUACGAGCUGAAUCUUAAAUCCUUUUCACAGAUGAAAACCAUCUUAAAGCUCCAGAACUUACAAAUUAAUAAUAUUGGGUGUUGUUACCUAAAGGCCCCAUUGUUAUGGCUCAUGAAAUGUGACCCUGUUACCAUCUGAAUACUUUAACCAGGUUAGAGAAACACUGCACAGAGGUAUUUCACAUGUGAGUUACCUUUACUGUUGGUUUCGUGGUUUGGUGAUCGGAACUACAUGUCCUAUGGUGCACCAUCCUGUGUCGGACUCCUGGGAAGUGGGAGAAAGAGGACUGAUGAAAUACAGAGCCAAUCAGAGUGGUGUAUGAAUAGAUGCUGUGUUAAAUGAAUUUUUUUUGUCUGAUUUAUUUGUAUUUUUAUAAAUUAUGAAAAAAAGUAAUUAAUGUAUCUUUUGUAAUGUUUUAUUUUCAAUAAAAUGAGGUGCAAACCUUAA
This is a messenger RNA of Hypanus sabinus (Atlantic stingray), 4977 nucleotides long. It is a transcript of the gene dhx40, whose product is annotated as DEAH (Asp-Glu-Ala-His) box polypeptide 40. Gene Ontology annotation, molecular function: RNA binding; ATP binding. Gene Ontology annotation, cellular component: intracellular anatomical structure. The transcript has 17 exons. The coding region runs from base 2066 to 3988 and encodes 640 amino acids. The record is from RefSeq and is a predicted model, not a curated record. Lineage: Eukaryota; Metazoa; Chordata; Chondrichthyes; Myliobatiformes; Dasyatidae.